Colletotrichum graminicola M1.001 is the source of this 828-nucleotide messenger RNA. RefSeq lists its product as uncharacterized. The transcript has 3 exons. The coding region runs from base 1 to 828 and encodes 275 amino acids. NCBI's taxonomy places the organism in Eukaryota, Fungi, Ascomycota, Sordariomycetes, Glomerellales, Glomerellaceae. The record is from RefSeq and is a predicted model, not a curated record.
AUGUCCAAGCCUGGACAGUUUCGAGCUGAUCUCCCUGAGCUUGCUCGCCAUCUGGUCAUUAAUGGCCCUCACAGAAUCCAAAGCACUCCCCGACGCGUUCGAGUCAUCCUAAAUCAAGCGUACAUUGUUGACACAACCAACGCAAUCCAUGUGUGGGAGCACGUUGCCUACCCGCAGUAUUACGUGCGUAUGUCGGAGCUCCAAAACUGCAGUUGGAAAGACAAGCAAGACGUUUAUUCUGCUGGAGAUUCGUCAAUCGUUGCGGCCCAUGUGGUCGAAAUCACUAUUCCAGGGCAGAACGGUACCAAGGAUUUAGUGACCGACCGGGUCUUACGAUUCUCUGAUGAUGAGGAAAUCAGUGGGGCACUGAAAGGCCUGGUAAGACUGGAAUUUGGGAGUAUGGAUCAAUGGUUGGAAGAAGAAACGCCCAUUUACGUUCAUCCAAAAGACCCUUUCAAACGCAUCGACAUUCUUCCGUCUUCGCGACCCGUCGAGGUCAAAGUUGCUGGAAGGAGCGUUGCUAAGGCCAACUUUGCCGUCCAUUUGCUAGAAACAGGCUUGCCUACGAGGUACUACCUUCCAUUGGCCUCAGUUGAUCAAUCGGUACUUCGGAAGAGCGAACUACUCUCGAAAUGCCCGUACAAAGGCGAUGCAGAAUACUACCACAUUGUGGUCAACGGCGAAGAGCACAAGGAUCUUGUCUGGUACUACAGGAAUCCGACGCAUGAGAGUGCAGGCGUAGCCGGUUUAUUAUGUUUCUACAACGAGAAGGUUGACAUCUUCUUGGAUGGUCAGCUUCUGGAAAGGCCCGUAACUUUCUUCUCCUGA